Molecule: messenger RNA, 312 nt
Organism: Balaenoptera musculus (blue whale)
Lineage: Eukaryota; Metazoa; Chordata; Mammalia; Artiodactyla; Balaenopteridae
Gene: SPINK9
Product: serine peptidase inhibitor Kazal type 9
Exons: 3
Coding region: 1-312 (103 amino acids)
Molecular function (GO): protein binding
Source: RefSeq, a predicted model, not a curated record
AUGAGAGCAACAGCAUUUGUCCUGCUCUCAGCUCUGGCGCUUACAACCAUCUUCACUGACCAGGGAAGCCUCACUUCUGUGCAGCUUAUCACCUUAGCUUUGCUCCAGGAAUUGAGAACAGUUGUUCUCAACUACAAUGUUAAAAUAUAUUUGUCUGUCUACGUGCUGAUUGACUGUAGUAAUUAUAAAAAGUUACCACCAGUAAAAGAGAGAGUUUGUUAUGCUGUAUAUGCACCAAUUCAUGUAUCUGAUGGCAAAACUUACAGCAAUGAUUGCUACUUUUGUUAUGAAGUUAAGAAAGUAUUGAAAUAG